Messenger RNA from Arctia plantaginis, 2724 nucleotides. NCBI's taxonomy places the organism in Eukaryota, Metazoa, Arthropoda, Insecta, Lepidoptera, Erebidae. The record is from the annotation of a GenBank genome assembly.
AUGGUGUAUAAAGAGAUGGAUUCGGAAGAUUCACGUGAUCAAAGCUCAUCUAGUAGUUCAAGUUCAAGCUCUAGGAGUCGAAGGAGUUCAUCCUCUGACAGGAGUGAACCAUCUAAAAAAGAUACAAAGUCCCCUCCUCCUUCUCCCAGAUCCCCAAGGUCCAGAGGGCCACGCUCACCAUCACCUGAUAGUCGAUCACCAUCCCCACAUCAUGGCAAACAACCACAAUCACCUGACAAUCUAAGUGGGGCUCACUCUGACAUUAAUUCACCAGAAAAUUCAAUGCCUGGAUCACCCGUAGCAUGCCCUAAGUCACCAGAAGGUCCACACUCACCAAGUGAUGUUGGUUCCAAUAUAGGUUCACCUGGGCAUGGUGAUCAAUACUCCUCAGCCCCAGUGUCGGCAGGAGAAGGACCAAAGACCCCACAGAGUCCUUCUAGCUCAGCUAAAUCUGGUCCUGGCUCACCAGAUAAUAGGUCCAGACCUGAGUUUGAAAGAAGUAUACAGCGACAAUCUCCAUCCUCCAGUCCUUCACCAGAUAGAAACUCCUAUAGAUCUUCACCCAACAUGUCACCAGUUAUAAAGAAAAAUGACUGGAGUCCUAAAGAAAGAAAUGAAAAGUGGAGAAGACAUACAAAAGCUGAGCAGAAAAUGGUGCCUGUCCCUAGAGCCCGUAGUAGAUCUGAUUCAAGUCGUUCUAGCAGAAGUUCUUCAUAUCACAAUAGAAGUUCUAAAGAUCCUGCCACUGAAGAGAUAUCUGAGGGAGAAAUGGAAUCUGACCAAGAAGAUAGAAAAUUAAGGAGCAAACCAACUGGAAGUGAUAAACCAGAUGGAAAAGAUCUAAAUAUAAGUCAUGAGGAUCUUUCUGAUGUGUCUGACUUGGAUUCCAUGGGGCCUGAAGAUGCUGAAAAGGGUGCUAAGCUCACGUCGCCCCUACCAUCUGAAAAUAAGUUUGAUGCAAAAGUCAAUGGUACGAGUUUACAAACAUCACCUCAAUCAGACAAUGGGAAGAGUGAUGUUCCAAAACUGGAAAAAGUACCUCAAGAAAAAACUAGCAACACAGAAGAUGGAGAAGAACAAUUAGAUUUUGAAGCAGAAGAAGGAGAAUGUAUAGAACCAAAAACUGUAGAACAAUCAAAUGGUGACACCGAGGACAAGAGUAUUGAGAGAGAAGAGGCGAAACCUGGUCGUCGGCGUUCACGUGGUUCAUCGCUCGAGGAAGGAGAGGUAUCGGACGAAGCAGAGCGUCGUCCCGAAGAGAGCGAACCGCGACCGGUUUGCAGGUUCUUCUCUCGUGGAGCUUGUACUUGGGGUGUUAGUUGCAGGUUUCUUCACCCGGGUGUGACGGAUAAGGGUAACUACAAUAUGUUCGACGUCGUUCGCGGUGUCCCUGCCAGUGGCUCAUACCCCACAGCACCUGCUAGAGAUGUCGCGCCCCCCGAAUCCGCUUGGGAGCGUGGCUUGCGCACAGCUAAAGAGAUGCUCAGAAUAGCGAACAAGCGUAAGGAGCAAGACAUGGACUUCGAAGAGAAGAAGUUACACCUGUCAGUGGGUGGUGUGGUGCACGACCCGGACGCAGAGCUGGCCUACGCCGCCGCGGCGGUGGGCGCGUCGCCGCCUCGCCACCACGAAAUGCCGCCCGCACACUACAGGGAUCCUGAAGCAUUCAGAACGUACGGCCCAAUGUAUCGAGGUCGUUUCCCUCGGCCGCCAGUUGACGAACGUGAGCGGUAUUACAAUCGGGAGCACAUGUAUGAAAAAGAACGCGUUUAUGAAAGAAUGCCCCAUUACGACGAAAGGGUUCCUACGACAGAAGAGGGCCCUUAUCAUAAGAGACGCGUCCGCUCGUCUCGCGAAGUGAUCGUGCAGCGCGCUGAGGUGGAGCGGCGCGAGGCGAGAGAGGGCAGAGAGGCGAGAGAGGCGCGGGAGGCCCGCGAGGCCCGCUCGCCGCGCGACGGUCGGCGCGACGGGCGCACGGACGAGUGGGCGGACCCCUGGAUGCGCGCCGAGCCCGCCGCGCGCCGCCGCAAGCCGCCCUCCUCCGACGACUCUUACUCCUCCUCCAGCUCUUCAAAUUCCAGUUCCCGAAGUUCGCGAUCGCCGAGCGCGCGUCGUAAGAGAAGGGCGUCCUCUUCGUCGAGACAAAGGCUGUCUCCGUCGGUGAUAGUGCGCGAGCGCCGGCUGGCCACGGCCCGCGCCACGGCCAUGAACCCGCCCGCGCCCCGGCGCCGCGCGGCCUCGCCCGCGGCCGCGCGCCAGCUGGCCGCCAACCCGCCGCCGCCCGCUACACACCGACACAAGGAAGAAAUAGAUGCUUAUGGCCGUACCAAACCGUUAGGACGCAACAGGGAUAGAAAGAAAUACUCAAGGUCUUCCUCAUCAGGUUCAGAAUCAUCGUCAUCAUCCAGCGAGUCAGAGAGUGAAUCGCAUUCAUCUUCGUCGUCCGGCAGUUCGGGAGCCAGGCGUGCUAGACACGCUCGUCUCCUGAACGCAGCUGCCAGACCUAGGUUAAAUGCAAAAUCGAGUGCUGGGCUUGCUGCAGCUGUGACAACUAUUACCAGCAAGAAAGAAGUCCCUAGCGAUAAAGAAUCAGGUGGAAAAAAACGAGCUGCUUCACCUCUGAAUGCUGUGCCUGCCAAAAAAUCUGUGUCAAGAAGAGAAGAGUUGUUGAAGCAAUUGAAAGCUGUUGAAGAUGCGAUAGCGAGAAAGCGUUCUAAGAUUUAG